Molecule: messenger RNA, 2153 nt
Organism: Salvelinus namaycush (lake trout)
Lineage: Eukaryota; Metazoa; Chordata; Actinopteri; Salmoniformes; Salmonidae
Product: NXPE family member 3-like
Exons: 3
Coding region: 68-802 (244 amino acids)
Source: RefSeq, a predicted model, not a curated record
AGCAGCCACGUAGUAAACAGUACUAAGAACAAAAACUCAAGAAAACACUUUUGGUUACUUGUUAACAAUGUUUGAAAUGAUUGUAAACUUCCUUCUUCUCUGCAGUUCCACAAACAUUAUUGUACCAGGUGACGAUUCAGCUAUCGAUGUCCAGCAACAGGACAAUGAAAUCCGAUCACAAACAAAAUGCCGUCCUGGUUUGCACACCUCAGUACCAGCUGGAUUCUACCUCCAGGAUCACUGGACAUCCCUGGUGUGUGACUCAAAAUCCUUUCCCUCAGCUAAACUGAUAUCUGGAUGCCUGAAGGACAAACAGAUCCUUAUGAUGGGUGACUCUACUCUCCGUCAGUGGUUCGACUACCUGGAGGAAACUGUGCCAACAUUGAAACGCCUGAACCUUCACACAUCAAGCAAAUCGGGCCCCUUUGAGGCAGUCGACACCCAGUAUAACACCCGUAUCAUCUGGCGGGCCCAUGGGAUACCUAUACGGACAAGCAAGACCCCCUGGGCUGACCUCCACUACAUCACCAGUGAGGUGGAGGGUAUGGCAGGGGGUGCACACUCUGUAGUCGUCUUCACCAUCUGGGCUCAUUUCACCACGUACCCACUGGCUAUGUACGCACACCGUCUGGUCGUCAUCCGUAAGGCUGUGGCGUCGCUCCUAAGCCGAUCUCCCACUACUCUGGUAGUGAUCAAGUCAGCCAACACGGGCUACAAGGAUGUGUACGGCAGCGACUGGCUCUCCUGGCAGCUCGACAUGGCACUCAGGGAAAUAUUCAGGGACUUGCCUCGUCCUCAUUGACGUUUGGCAGAUGACUUCCUGCCACUAUUCUCCGGACAACAUUCACCCGCCCUCUGUGGUGAUCCAAAAUUAACUGGAUCUCUUCCUGUCCUUUGUUUGUCAGCUGUGAAAAAAAUUGAAGUCAUGCCUGGAAUAACAUUGUGCCUUACUGUAUACAAAAUGCUGUCUCCGAAAGGAAUCUACAGUAUAUGGGAAAAGGGAUUGUAAUGUUAAGACGAUAAUUCCUUUAAAAACUGUUUGCCUUCUUCAAAAUGAAUGUAUAGCUUGUCUAACUGGCCUUAUUUUAAAAUAAAAACUAUUUUACCUAUGAAAACUUUUCAAAACUAUGGCAGACCACAGAGCUCAAUGUUUUGUUUACAACCAAAAUCCCCUCAACCUUAAUAAUUACUGUUCUCACACAUUUCUGAGAAUAGCAUAACUAUUAAUAUCCACAGAAAAUCGAUUCAAGAGAAGUGCUGAUACUCAGUGCUCCUGGUUGUAAUUUAAGCACUUCAUGAGAUUUCCAUUUAAAUAUAAUUUGAUAGAUUAUUAUUGACACUUAAUACAGAUUAUGUGAAUUUACUGUUAGAUACAUUAUAUGCAAUUGAGAAGGACACAUGAGAUUUACGGUAAGAAACUCGUUGCAGGUUUUGAAAAUCAGUGUUUUACUUUUAAUCUUACCCUGUGAUGUCACGGAUACCUUUAUUCUUAUAUUUUUAUCCACAAAUUAUAGAAAAGCAAGUGACACAAUCUAUUGUUAGAUUGUUGUUUACUCAGUACUUUGUUGAAGCACAUUUGGCAGCGAUUACAGCCUCGAGUCUUGUUGGGUAUGAUGCUACAAGCUUGGCACACCUGUAUUUGGGGGGUUUCUCCCAUUCUUCUCUGCAGAUCCUCUCAAGCUCUUGUCAGGUUGAAUAGGGACCAGUUCUUUUCUCUAAUAAGAGUCCCUCAAUUUAAACAUUGAACAGGAAGGACAAACCUUACAGGUUUGGCUUAUAUAUUUUGAAAGAACUUUUAUUAAAAACAAGAACAGUUUCAUAACUUUUUUAAAUAAAUAACAUUGUUUUAGCUUGUCUUUCUCAAUCAUUUUGUUCUUCUAAAGAACCACGCAUGGACAACACAAUAUGGACUUCGUUGAGUUAAAAUAAUGGCAGUUCCGUUAGAAGUUUGGCUACAACCAUUUUUGAUGGGGGUUUUUCUCAGCAGACCACUUCCUCUGUAUGCUAAAGAGAAUGUGUUUGUUUAAAGGCCUAAUAUAUUUGGUACAAUUCAUUCCCUAAGUUCUAGACCUCAGCUGAAUCUGGUAAUGAAUGGUGUGGCUGUUGAACAAGUUGGGGAGAAUAAAAUACUUGGCGUUACCUUAGAUUGUAAA